AUGAGCUGGCUGCAUCCCCACAGUGGGCUUCGGUCCCGGAUGUCUAUGUGCCUGGGGCUGGCACUGGCACUCCUGUUACUAUCCCGGCGGAUCAUGAACGGCGAACCCUCGAGUGCCGCAGCAUCGCCGAAGCCGCUCGAAACGGAACUCGUCUUUGCUGCAAUGCAAAGCACGGAUAUGUCCUGGGUCGACGAGCAUCUAUCCGAUAGGCGAGUCAGUAUCUAUCGAGCCGAUGGGCCACCCGAAGCCAAUUUGACGGUACCGGUGAAUAAAGGCGAUGAAGCCAUGGUGUAUUUGACCUUCCUGGUCGACCGGUAUUGGACUCUUCCCGACGUCACUAUCUUCCUGCACGGAGGCCGCUAUCAAUGGCAUAAUGACAAUCCUUUAUAUGACUCCGUCAUUUCCAUUCGAGACCUCAACCUCGAUUUCGUCCUUGAAGCCGGCUACGUCAACCUGCGCUGCGCCUGGGCUGUCGGCUGCCCCGCUGAGCUUGAACCAGCCCGUUACUACCGCGAGCGACCUGACGACCCUCUACAUUCAACAGCCAUGGUAUACCCGGAUCAGUUCUUGGAGCUCUUCCCCGGCGUCCAGCUCCCCGAGGUCGUGGGCGUCCCGUGCUGCAGCCAGUUCGCAGUGUCGCGGGAGGCGAUCCAGUCGCGCAGUCGCGAGGAUUACGUGCGGAUCCGGCAGUGGCUGAUUGAUUCGACGUUGCAGAUGGGCACGAGUGGUCGUGUUCUGGAAUAUAUGUGGCAUAUCUUGUUUGGCAAAAGUCCUCGGUAUUGUCUCGAUCCCCAGACCUGCUAUUGCGAGACCUACGGUCACUGCGAUAUGAAUGAAGAACAGCUUAAAAGCCAGUGGGUCUGGCGCGGUCUGGUGCUGCCCAAGGGCUGGCCCGACGCUGUGAACGAGACAAAUUGA
Messenger RNA from Penicillium alfredii, 918 nucleotides. RefSeq names its product DUF3431 domain-containing protein. The coding region runs from base 1 to 918 and encodes 305 amino acids. The record is from RefSeq and is a predicted model, not a curated record. The transcript is spliced from 4 exons. NCBI's taxonomy places the organism in Eukaryota, Fungi, Ascomycota, Eurotiomycetes, Eurotiales, Aspergillaceae.